CGCAGCGGGAGCUCUUGCCGGUAUCUUCGUGGUCUUCUCGGAGCGGUAGUCUUAGCGCCCCGAAGUCCUGUCCCGCACUUUCCAACUGCCACGCAUACGCUCUCUCGGGCCCCCAGGAUGGUGUUCUUACCCUCAGAGCACAUAAUUAAGGCUAUAGUUCAUUGUUCAUUGGUGGUAUUAUUUGACCCUCUGCUGUACUGGACUUAAACCAUAAUUGAAGAAAAAUGAUGGAAGAGAGCGGAAUAGAGACAACCCCGCCGGGGACUCCUCCACCACACCCUGCAGGCCUGGCUGCAGCCGCCACAGCUUCCACCCCGCUGCCUUUAGCUGCAACCAGUUCUUUCUCUUCUCCAAAUGUGUCCUCCAUACAGUCCUUGCCGCCACAUGCGUACUCCACCCCUCAGCCGUCCCUCCCUCCGGUGAGGCCCUCGGCGCCCUUGCCCUUCGUGCCGCCCUCACCGGUCCCUUCUGUUCCAGCCCUCACUACUUCUAUCCCACCUCCUGUCUCUCCACCACCUGCUGCUGCCUUCAGUAAUCCUCCUCUAUCCCACUUCCCGGCUUCAUCGUCUGCCCAAAGCACUCUUUUAUCUGCACCCCCUUCUGGUCCUCCCACAUCGGGAUUUUCCGUUGGGGCAACUUACGACAUUACAAGGGGACAUGCAGGAAGAGCUCCCCAGACACCCCUGAUGCCGUCAUUCUCUGCACCUCCGGUAACAGGUAUUUUGCCGACUCCCAUUACUCAGCAAGCCAGUUUGACAUCUCUGGCCCAAGGACCGGGAACCACAUCAGCCAUUACGUUUCCAGAGGAACAAGAAGAUCCUCGAGUUGGUAGAGGUCAGGAUGAAGCAUCUGCUGGUGGACUCUGGGGUUUUAUUAAGGGUGUGGCCGGAAAUCCUAUGGUGAAAUCUGUGCUCGAUAAAACAAAACAUUCAGUAGAAAGCAUGAUUACAACGCUGGACCCCGGCAUGGCUCCGUAUAUCAAAUCUGGAGGUGAACUGGAUAUUGUAGUGACCUCAAAUAAAGAAGUAAAAGUUGCUGCCGUCCGAGAUGCCUUCCAGGAGGUCUUUGGCUUAGCUGUGGUCAUGGGGGAAGCUGGACAGUCCAAUAUUGCCCCACAGCCGGUAGGCUAUGCAGCUGGAUUAAAAGGUGCCCAGGAACGGAUAGACAGCUUGCGUCGAGCUGGAGUGAUCCAUGAAAAACAGACUGCUGUGUCAGUAGAAAACUUCAUUGCAGAAUUGCUACCUGACAAGUGGUUUGACAUUGGCUGUUUGAUAGUGGAAGACCCCGUCCAUGGCAUUCACCUGGAAACGUUUACACAGGCCACACCUGUGCCUUUGGAAUUUGUACAGCAGGCUCAAAGUCUCACUCCCCAGGACUACAGUCUGAGGUGGUCAGGCCUUCUGGUGACAGUGGGUGAAGUCCUGGAAAAGAGCUUAGUGAACGUGACGCGGACUGACUGGCACUUGACAUUCACCGGCAUGUCUCGCCGGCAGAUGAUCUACAGUGCAGCCAAAGCCAUUGCUGGAAUGUACAAACAGCGCCUGCCCCCCAGGACCGUGUGACAGGAGACUCACCCAGGGCACAGCGACCUCUUCGCUUGGAGCGUGGUGGUAAAGACUUGGUCCCAUCCCCUUGUGGGGAGCUCCAGCAGAUGUCGGGGUCUUGUGAAUGUGCCUCUAGGCUACACUUGAUCUUUCCUAAAAAGGCACGGUGUCAUUCCAGUAGCUGCAAAGAAACAGAUCCUUGCUGUGAUUGUGUAAUUUCACGUACCACAGUUCUUAAAAAACAAUUAUUUUUAUAGGACAAUUUGAUAUACCAAAUCUGUACGGUGCAAAUUCACGUGCUAUGACCUUUAACUUAAUGAUAUGUACUUGAUUAUUUUGUUGAAGAUUGAAGAACAUGUCAUUGUUUAUUUCAUGAUUUCUCUCUUCUUAGUCCUUGAUGCUUUUUGUGUGUGCGGGUGAUCUCAGGUCUGACACCGAAGCGCGUGCUCAACAGCUGACCCUCAGAUACCUACUUGCAGGGAGAUGGCGCACGUUUCUGUGCAUACUUUUUACAUGGGCCAAAAUAAUGGGAUUUUUUUUUUGUCAUCCUGUACAUACACACCUCCUCUAAAAAAAAAGAUUUCAAAGUAAGUUUUGGCAUUUCACAUAUUUAGACUCUGAGACAUUGCAGUACUAUUUUAUUUUUCUUUGCUAUAUGACAACUAAGUGGCCCAUGAUUUGAGUGUAUUUUAAAUCAGAAGCAUUUUGUUAUUUUUAUAUAGUACUAUUCAGUAUUUUCAAGUAAACUCAGACAACAGCCAUUAUUUCUGCUUCCACUCAUAUAUUCAAGUGUCGUAUAGAAAUUUUUCAGAGGAAUUACUUUGUUAUUUAUGGGGUUGUAUGCCUCCUCUUUUAAUUAAGGUUACUUAAUAUUUAGUUUGCCUUAAACACUGCUUUUCUAACUUGGUGCCAUUCUGCCUUUACUCUUUAUUAAAUAGUUUCACUGAAAAUUCCAUAUUCAACCUGGUUUAUCUAGUUCAUCAUGUUUGUAUUUAGUGACUAAAGCUUCUCCCUCCCCCCAGCCCCAAAUAAUAUAUUUUAGCAUUUUUGGAUUUAUAUAAAUCAGAAUUUAAAUAGUUUGUCUUAUACUUUGGAUUCUACGUAUGCAAAUUCCUAUAAUGUUUUGAAGACAGUUUCUUACACAAAUGUAAUUUAAUUUUUACUUACUCGUCUAUACAGUUCUUUAGCUGUAAAUUAGCAGGUGUUGAAGCUCUUAUCCUGCACUGUCACUACAGGUAACAUUGCUUUGUAUUACUUUGAGUACUUACUCGAUUUUUGCUUUUUUUACCUGAGGAUGAGAAGCAUUAUUUUCACAACUCUCUGUUCAUUUCCAAGCACCGUAUGAUUGCUUGGUGAAAUUCAGACUUGUCUGUCAUUAAAAGGAGAGAAAAGACAUGUAACCAAUUGUUGCGGCGUGAUAGGGCUAGAGUGAUUUUCUCCCCUUUCAUUGCUAUUUGUGCAACACUUGAUGUUUUCUCCAUCUGAUUAAUAAAAAAGAGAAGCCUUUCUGUACCA
Messenger RNA from Lutra lutra (Eurasian river otter), 3059 nucleotides. RefSeq names its product proline rich coiled-coil 1 (gene PRRC1). Gene Ontology annotation, biological process: activation of protein kinase A activity. Lineage: Eukaryota; Metazoa; Chordata; Mammalia; Carnivora; Mustelidae. Gene Ontology annotation, cellular component: cytoplasm. The record is from RefSeq and is a predicted model, not a curated record. The coding region runs from base 225 to 1562 and encodes 445 amino acids. Gene Ontology annotation, molecular function: protein kinase A regulatory subunit binding. The transcript has 10 exons.